AUGCCGAUUUCAGAGCUCGAAAAGAAAUGGACUGGUCUCAAUUUCGAGAUUGCCGCAGAAGAAAUGCGGCGUUUGAAGUCAACUCCUUCUGAAAGAGAGCAAAUGAAAUUGUACGGACUGUACAAACAAGCACUUCAUGGAGAUAUUCCCAAUGAAGACAUCUAUCCAGUUCCAGCUGGAAAUGAACUUGGAAUGAAGAAAUAUGCUGCGUGGAAAGCUCAAAAAGGGCUCAACUCGGAAAAAUGUCGCCAGGAUUAUGUUACAAUCGCCGAGGAAAUGAUAAAGAAAUACGGACGAAACAUUGUUCGUUGUAAGUGGAACAGCGAAGUUUGGUCAGUGGACUAUUAA
Molecule: messenger RNA, 348 nt
Organism: Caenorhabditis remanei
Lineage: Eukaryota; Metazoa; Nematoda; Chromadorea; Rhabditida; Rhabditidae
Exons: 3
Coding region: 1-348 (115 amino acids)
Biological process (GO): fatty acid metabolic process
Molecular function (GO): fatty-acyl-CoA binding
Source: RefSeq, a predicted model, not a curated record